Molecule: messenger RNA, 3294 nt
Organism: Stegodyphus dumicola
Lineage: Eukaryota; Metazoa; Arthropoda; Arachnida; Araneae; Eresidae
Gene: Taz
Product: tafazzin, phospholipid-lysophospholipid transacylase
Biological process (GO): inner mitochondrial membrane organization; cardiolipin acyl-chain remodeling
Cellular component (GO): mitochondrial membrane
Molecular function (GO): 1-acylglycerophosphocholine O-acyltransferase activity
Source: RefSeq, a predicted model, not a curated record
UUUUCUUUUUGAUUAUAGGCAUUUUAGAUUGGAGGCAUGUUCUUAAUAGUCGUAUAAUGAGAUGGACAGCUGCAGCUCAUGAUAUAUGUUUCACCAAUGACUGGCAUGCUCAAUUUUUCGCUUUGGGAAAGACAUUUCCUGUUGUUCGUGGCGCUGGAGUUUAUCAGAAAGGAAUGGAUUUUUGUUUAGAACGACUAAAUGCUGGUGCAUGGGUACAUUUUUUUCCAGAAGGAAAAGUGAACAUGGCAAAAAAUGAAUUCAUACGCUUAAAAUGGGGCAUAGGACGAUUAAUUGCUGAAUGCAAAAUAUGUCCUAUUGUGAUUCCAUUUUGGCAUUUAGGAAUGGAUAGUGUGUUACCAAAUGUUGAGCCAUAUAGACCAAAAAUUGGACAGAAAGUCACAAUCCUUAUUGGAAAUCCCAUUGAUUUUACUGCUCUGCGAGAGAGGCUUGCAAGUGAAUAUAAAAGUGCGCCAGCUGUUGGAUUUGGUGAUGGAAUAAUACUUAAGGAAUAUUUCAAGAUGGAGAAAAGGAAAAUAAUCACAGAUAAAAUUCAAGAAAAUCUGUUUCAGCUCAAACCACGCACAGAACGUUUACAUCUAGAGCGAAGCCAGUAAAAUAAUUUUUUACUUCUUUCCAAAAAUCUGAAUAUGAAGGUUAUAUACACAUAUAUAUAAACAUCGAUAGGCAAUGCUAUGUAUGAAAACGACUAAAAGUUUUUUUUAUAAGCUCAAAUGUCUUCUGUAUUUUAAAUAGUUAGCUUUUUCAAAACUACUUUUUCUUCAUGAAAAAUAACAUGUAACUAGUUUUUAACUGAAAUCAUAUGCCUUUGUUUUUAUUUGUGAAUAAUAUAUUAUUAUUAUAUAUAUAAUCUACAUAAGGAGGCCCCUAUACAUAAUACCUGUACACAAGAUAGUUUAUUUCAUUCUUUUCAAAGUGGUUUUGUUGCAUUUAAGAGUUUGUGAGGCUAAAAAUAUUUAAAUUAUUCUUCACGAAAUCUUUGUUUUGAAUGUAAUCUGCAGUGCUGUGAUUGCUGUGCUAGUUGCUUUAAACUGUAUGUAGUGUAUCCUAUGCUAGAUUACUAUAAAAGGCAGAAAUGAUGCCAGUUUAGUUUCAGAAAUUGAGGUAAAACAGUAGUUAAAACUGUUAUGAAGGCUUAGUGUUGCAAAUGCUGCAAAAGAAAGAUUUAGUGCCAGAUUUCUAUGUAAAUGAAAUAUAAUUAAUAUGAUGAAAUAUGUUUUGCUCACAUUUUGCACUAAACUAGGGAAUUUAUUUCAUUUGCUUUUGUUCAAAUUUGAUACCAAAAUGAGGAUUAGCUGCUAUACGUUUCUUUGAUCUGUGUACAGCAGCUAAACAGUGCUGCAGGGGCAUAGAAAAGUACCAGUGUAAACAUACUUUAUAUAUAAUCAAAUUUAAAAGAAGAUAAGAAAAUAUAAACUAAAAUGUAAUUCAUAAAACUUGUAAUGGUUUUAUUCAAGAUAUUAAUAUGAAAAUAAAAUUCUUGUAUCUCUCUAUUAAAAUUAAUGCAUUUUAAAUAAAUAAUAAAAAUGUCUGUAUAUAUAUGUGUGUGAAAAUUCUGAAAUUCUUUUCGAAGCUAAUAGUUUUUCCUCAACUUUAAAUAAGUACAAAAGGAAUGUAAUAAAACUAUAUUUUAUAGUAAAAAAUUUUAACUUUGGUUAUUUGCAUCUGAAUAGUCUUUGAUGACUUUAUAAUACAUAAUUCCAAAUUCAGUAUUUAUUUGAGGUUUGGUUUUAUUUUUGAAUUUUCUUUGCAAAAGGUGUGCUAAAUUUUUAUUUGUAAUUAUUAGCUACAAAAUUAAUAAUAAGUAAUGAACUAAUAAUGGUUCAUACAGAACUAUUAAUUGCUAAAACAAGCAACUUAGUUUUGUAUUUUUCUCCAUUAUUUAGAUUCAUUAGUAAUAGGCCUUUAUAAGGUCAUCUAAAACAUUUAAUUUGCCCUUGAUUAUGUCCAUGAAUUUUGAACUUAAAGUUUAGGAAUGGAAUCAUAUUUAGCAUAACACAGUAUAAUGAAAAUUGUAUGAAUUAAAUAUUUAGGAUCAGUAUUUAAAAAGAUAUUCCUUAUAUUUCUUUUGGAUAUCCUAUAUGUUAGUGCAGAUUAUUUUAAGUCUUGAAAUUUGCUGCUUCAGUAGCUAGAGUUUUAAAAAAUACACUGCUUCAAAUACUUUCUUUUUCAGUCUGUUGCUACAAACUGUAUGUGUUUGAAAAUAUGCUGCUCAAAAUAGCCAAAAGUAGAUAUUGCAAUCACAUCACUGAAUUUAUAAAAUAAAAUGCAAAUGAAAAUUGAUAAAGUUCAGAAAUUUCAAGGUUUUGAGUAAUGAAAUUUUAUUUCUCGUUAUGUAAAGAAAAUUCAUCCAGUUUUGAAAUGUGUAAACUGUUAUCUGAAGUCUAAAUGAAAGUUUAGAAUUUGAACAAUUAGAUCAAAAUCCCUCUCUCAUGUGAUUGAUUCAUAUAUAGUUAGUAUUGAAUAGUUUGAAUCCACUGUAAUUUAUUGUGUACAAAAUUGUCACUGCUCAUUCUGAAUUCAGAAGCAUUAACAUUUCUAAGCAAUUUGAAUAAUUUAUGUGGUAAAUUGAUACUUCUUUUGUAAUAUUCUUCUAGUUCAUUGAGUAAAAAAUGUGGGCUUCCAUAUGUGAUUGUUCAUUAAAAUAACUUCAUAAUUUUCAUAUUUUUUCUCUUAUUUCAUGGUGCAAAAUUUGUUUUCAAUAACACAUUAUUUUAAGUAAUGAACAAAUUUCAUUCCCCCCUUUCUUUUACGUUUGUGCAUUAACAUAGGACACUUGAGUUAAUGACUUUUUAUUUCAUUGUGUUCUUAUUCAUCUCAGAUUUGGUUUUAUUAGUCUUACACUGUUUUAAUCAUGUAUAUAAAAGUUAAAUUUUUAUUUUUUACAAUGUUAAAUUUUGUUGUUUCAAAUAAAUUUAAGUUUGUUUUAAUGUUUCUAUCUAAUUUUCAAUUCUCCUAUUUUAUUAUUUCUAAUUAAAAUUUAAUUUUAAUAAUCUUUUGUUUCAAUUUCAUAUUUGCUUUGAUUUAAUGUAUAAAUUGCUCAUAUGCCUGUUUCAGGUCUAAAUUACUUCCAGAAAAUUUUUUGCAUGGUUUAAAAAUUCAAAUUUAUAAUAAUCAAAAUUUCCUUUAAAUAUAUGGAGGACUUUUAUAUUGUAUUUCAAAAGCUGUGACUGUCAAUAUUUCAAAGUGUGGAAAAAGUACUUUUAUUCAUUUCAAGACAUUUGUACCUUGUAUAAAAAUUUUAAAAAUAAAAAUUUUUCUUUUGGAAAUUAAAAA